UUCAACAUCCUCUGAUCAGUCAUUGAAGAAGUACUUCAAAACCAUCACAUAAGAGGAAAGAAUAAAAACAAAACUCUGCCUAGAUCACGAAGAUGGGUGGAAGAAAGUGGAACAUCUUGGUGGCCAUCUUCAUCUUACUUAUUGCCAUGGAAGCUGCCAUUGCUCAAGGUGAAGGCAAAGGCAAUGACAAUGGCAAAGGCAAUGACAAUGACAAUGGUAAUGGUAAUGGAAAUGGAAACGGAAACGGAAACGGUAAUGGAAGUGAUAAGAAAGAGAAGGAGAAGGAAAAGAAGGAGAAAAAGCCAAAAGAGAAAAAGCCAAAGAAGCAACGUGAUGAAGCCUCGGAUUAUGACAAGCUGUCAGCACUACCAUCAGGUCAAGAACGAGGGUUCUGCAGAACAAACACCACCUGUGAGUUCAAGACCAUUGUGUGUCCAACCGAGUGCGCAAAGAGGAAGCCCAAGAAGAACAAGAAUUCGAAGGCAUGUUUCAUUGACUGUAGCAGCAGCAAAUGUGAAGCCACCUGCAAGGUAAGGAAAGCUAACUGUGAUGGGUAUGGAUCUCUGUGUUAUGAUCCUCGCUUUGUGGGUGGUGAUGGUGUGAUGUUCUACUUCCACGGUGCCAAAGGAGGAAACUUCGCCAUUGUUUCUGAUGAAGAGUUCCAAAUCAAUGCUCACUUUAUUGGUACUCGACCAGAAGGAAGGACUCGUGACUACACAUGGGUGCAAGCACUUGCUGUGAUGUUUGACUCACACAGUCUUGUUAUUGCAGCCAAUAGAGUGUCUCAUUGGAAUGACAACGUUGAUUCUCUCACAGUGAAGUGGGAUGGUGAACUAAUCAGUGUUCCAACUGAUGGAGAUGCUGAAUGGAGGGCCAAUGGAGAUGAAAGAGAAGUGGUCGUGGAGAGAACCGAUGAGACCAACACUGUGAGAGUGAUGGUUUCGGGUUUGGUUGAGAUGGACAUAAGUGUGAAGCCUAUUGGAGAGCAAGAAAACAAGGUUCACAAUUACCAACUGCCAUCAGAUGAUGCUUUUGCUCAUUUGGAGACACAAUUCAGAUUUAAGAAAAGUACAGAUCAUUUUGAAGGAGUUUUGGGUCAGACUUACAGACCAGGGUAUGUUAGCCCUGUCAAGAGAGGGGUUCCUAUGCCAAUGAUGGGUGGGGAGAACAAGUACGAGACUCUCUCUCUCUUUUCCACAUCGUGCCAACGAUGCAUGUUCCAGAGGCCAUCCAGCAUAGCAAGCACUGAAGGACUUGUUGCUCAGUACUGAUAUCAUGCAUCAUGAAAAGUAAUACAUUCUUCGUGAUCACACUGUUGACAUCUUGCAUUUUGGUUUCUUUUUAAUGUAUUAAGACAAAUAAGGGCCUAAAAUGUUGCCCAUGAUCAUCAUUUUGUAAAAUGUAAUAGUGAUUAACGUGUACUGAAGAUAUGAAGAAUCAUUUUUUUUAA
Messenger RNA from Vigna angularis (adzuki bean), 1450 nucleotides. RefSeq lists its product as uncharacterized. Lineage: Eukaryota; Viridiplantae; Streptophyta; Magnoliopsida; Fabales; Fabaceae. The coding region runs from base 93 to 1271 and encodes 392 amino acids. The transcript is spliced from 2 exons. The record is from RefSeq and is a predicted model, not a curated record.